Molecule: messenger RNA, 2880 nt
Organism: Theobroma cacao (cacao)
Lineage: Eukaryota; Viridiplantae; Streptophyta; Magnoliopsida; Malvales; Malvaceae
Gene: WNK3
Product: WNK family serine/threonine-protein kinase 3
Biological process (GO): protein phosphorylation
Molecular function (GO): ATP binding; protein serine/threonine kinase activity
Source: RefSeq, a predicted model, not a curated record
AGAAGAAGGAAAAGAAAACGCUGGAAAUGAUUAUUAAAUUACAUUUGCGAGAGUCAGACAGUCAUAGCCGGUUUGCUGGUGCCCUGAGCCAUUAAACGCUUCACAUUGACGAAACACCUCCCCCUACCCCUCCAUCCAUCACACCUUCUUCCCCCACCCUCUUUUUUUCUUUUAAUUUUAAUUUUUUUAUUUGAAACGACGACUUGGGUUUAUUUUAUUUUGCAAUAAAUAGUUUGGAUUUUAAUUGUAGAAACGGAGAAAGAAAUUGGAAAUUUCCAUAAAAUUUGAAUUUUUUUUUUCCUUUUGGGGUGGUGUUCGAAAAUACAAGAAUGCCGCAGGAUUCAACGUCCGAACAAGAGCAAGAUGAUUCCGAUGCUGAGUUCGUGGAGAUUGAUCCUACGGGCCGUUAUGGUCGGUACAAGGGGGUAUUAGGAAGAGGGGCUUUCAAGAAAGUAUACAGAGCAUUUGAUGAACUGGAAGGUAUAGAAGUAGCAUGGAACCAGGUUAAGGUCACAGAUCUAUUGCGUAAUUCUGAGGAUUUGGAGCGUCUUUACUCAGAAGUUCAUUUGCUUAAAACUUUGAAGCACAAAAAUAUAAUUAAAUUUUACAAUUCGUGGAUCGAUACCAAAAAUGAGAAUAUCAACUUCAUCACUGAGAUUUUCACUUCAGGAACAUUGCGACAGUACCGAAAGAAGCAUAAGCAUGUUGAUUUGAGGGCAUUGAAGAAAUGGUCGAGGCAGAUCUUGGAGGGUCUUCUGUAUCUUCAUAGUCACGACCCCCCAGUGAUUCACAGGGAUCUGAAAUGUGAUAACAUCUUUGUCAAUGGCAACCAAGGUGAGGUUAAGAUUGGGGAUCUAGGGUUGGCCGCUAUUCUUUGCCAGGCUCGUUCAGCACAUAGUGUUAUUGGUACACCAGAGUUUAUGGCACCAGAACUCUAUGAGGAGGAGUACAAUGAGCUUGUAGAUAUUUAUGCUUUCGGCAUGUGUUUGCUGGAAUUAGUGACCUUUGAGUACCCAUAUGUUGAAUGUGCCAAUGCAGCUCAAAUAUUCAAGAAAGUGACCUCAGGAAUAAAGCCAGCGUCAUUGGCAAAAGUGACCGACCCUGGAGUCAAGUUAUUUAUAGAAAAAUGUAUUGCUAAAGUCUCUGAACGGUUGCCUGCAAAGGAACUUCUAGGGGAUCCAUUUCUCCAAUCAGAUGAGGAAAAUGGCAGUGUAGGUUGUUCUUUACGACCUAAAGCCCACACUUCAGAUUGUAGUUCUGAUCCGACUGAUUUCAGGAGAAGUACCAAGGAUCUUCAAUCUGAGGCCAGCGUAGAUGUCAAAGUGCAAGGUCAGAGAAAAGACCUGAACACAAUAUUCCUGAAACUAAGGAUAGCAGAUUCCACAGGUCAUAUUCGCAACAUCCACUUCCCAUUUGAUAUUGAAGCAGAUACACCAACUGCUGUUGCUAGUGAAAUGGUUGAGGAGUUGGACCUAACAGAUCAAGAUGUUGCAACAAUUUCUGAAAUGAUUGGGACUGAAAUCCGGUCCCAUAUUCCUGAUUGGACUGUGAGAGAAACUCCAAGAGAUAAUUUUGUAGAAGUUGCAAAUUCUGGUGACUAUAUCUCUGAAAAUAAGGGUGAUGGCUCUCCACUGGCUUAUGAGCCAACCUCAUCUCCAGGCAGUCUUUCUCUGGAGAGAUUGCCAUCAGGUCGAAGAUACUGGUCUGACUCACCCAAGGCGGCUGCUGGUGGAAUCUCUCCUGCCGGGACUGGCCUUUCAAACUUGGCUUCUCCAGUGGAUUUUGUAAGGUUUGCAGAUAGCUUUUCUGAACAUGAUGAACAAUCUCAUGAUAUUUAUGAAAGUGAAGGUAACAUAAAAAGUGGUACUUCACUUAAACAACUGGAGAAUGAGUACACACAUCACAAUGGAAGAGAUGAUGGUCAGGGGAAAGAUGGAAACAGACCUGCUGACAUGCCAUUGAGCGCGUCAGGGGGAAAUAUGCAUGAUGGUAGUGCAACAUGUUCGUCAAGAGAGAAAUGUAAUCUAUCAAAGGAUACUGAAUCAGGAGUGAAGGUAAUAUUCGAGAGACUUGAGCUUCUAUUGGUAAAGCAGCAAAUGGAGAUAGAUGAGCUAAAGAAGAAGCAUAAAUUAGCCAUAUCAGACCUUCUGAAGGAAAUUUCUCCAGAAAUCCGUGAAAAGGUUUUGGAUAUGUGUAAGAUGAAGAUCCCUGACUAUAAUAUUCAAAAUGAGACAAUCUGCUAAAUUGUGCAUCCAACAUACGUAGGCUUUUACAUGGAAUUUGAAUUUGCUUCUAGUCUUGCCUAACUUUGCAGUUUGAUAGUAGUCCAGCUAUGUUCCUUGUUAUAUAUCUUAUUCACUGAAAAGAUAACAUUAUACAUCUUGGAAGGGAUAAUGAUACUACUAGAUACUCCGUUAUUCUUUAAAGAGAUUUCAUUUUGUUGGUAAAGUUGGACAGCCUGUUGGUCGCUGAUAAAUCUGCAGGAGUAUCUGAUAUGGCUAUUCAGUGGCUAGACAAGAGACACGAUGCUUUGGAACUACAGCCGAAGGCAUGCGUGCUAAGUAGAUUGAUUCAUUGAAUGGCAAGCCAUGUUGGACUGAAAGGAGAGGAUUCAACAGAAGCUUUGGUUUCCAUAAAUAGCAUGUUACUGUUGAGGUGAGCCAUUGUUCCUGCAAGUCAUGUACCUAUGUAAUAUAAUUUUGCAUUUGCCUGAAGAAAUCUGCACAACAUCCAUUCACGAGUUUCUUCUUUAUUCUUUCUUAAUCUGUUUUGUGUUGUUUUAAUGUUCAAAUACUUUGUAUGGUGCAUAUAAUUGUACAUACGAUUUCUAUCAUUUUCUCCAACUACUUGAAUCUGGCUGCCUCAAAUUGCUGUGCAUCA